Messenger RNA from Stegastes partitus (bicolor damselfish), 2016 nucleotides. The record is from RefSeq and is a predicted model, not a curated record. Lineage: Eukaryota; Metazoa; Chordata; Actinopteri; Pomacentridae.
AUGUCGGAGAACAUCAGCCUACUCGACCUCCUUAACUUAUCCAUCGGGUAUCCUCAGGAGGCAAAUGUCAACUUCGCCGCCUUGCACACGCUGCUGCUGGCCAUGCUGAGGCAGCUGGACCUCCGGGAGGUGAGGACCCGCUGGAGGGACGCUCCCACAGGUGACCCUCCGGCGGGUGUCACCGCUCCCUCACCAGAGGAGCAACAACGACCAGCUCAGAAAGAAAUGAGCGGGUCACAGCAGGAGGUUCAGCCCGGCACCGAGCUCCAGCAACGGUCAGCGUCUCCUCCACCUCCGACCCACGCUACCUCCGGCGUUGCAGCAGCCGGGUUCCAGUCCCGCAUCCAGAGCUGCGAGGACGGUGUGAGCAAGGCUAUGAAGAUCAUUGGUGAGCUUCAUGGUGAGAAAAACAACUUGAAGGACGAGAUCAAGGAGCUGCGACAACAACAGAAGAUGUUCUGUGUUCAGAGUGAAACAGCAGCUGCAGUGGAGAAGUGCUGCCACCGUGUGGACGCUCUGGAACAAGCUGUGGAGUCUCUGAGGGACUCUGUUCAGAAGAAUCCAGAUCCAGAGGACCUCAGUCAGUUUGUCACCCGGGAGGAAUUCCAGUCAGUGCUGCUGAGUGAGAGACAGAACCUCGGCAAGUGGUCUGGUUCUCGGGACGCGUCGACUCACCUGAUGCAUCAGCUGAACCAGCACAGAGCUUUAAUCGACAGCCUGCUGAGUGACAGGGAGAAGCUGGACCACCUGGAGGACAUGCUUAUGAACCGAAAGAGCCGAGACAGUGAAACCGGCUCGGAGGCAGCUUCAGAAAGCGUGGAAACAGACAGCAGAGAAUAUCAGGAACUCAGUCGGCAGGUGUCCUACCUCAGGAGGUCUGUGCAGAAGCUGGAGGCGGAUUUGGAGCAGCUGAAGGUUAAACAGGGUCAACGUGAGGAGAAAACUGCAGAUCAACACUUCCAAGAUCAGCUGAAUGAUCUGCGGGGCUCGUUGGAGGAAGUGAUGCAGAACCUGAUCCCUCAGCUGUCCGUCAGCCUCCAGGACGAGGCAGGACAGGAACAGAGAGAUGACCGAGCAGAGAGUUCAUCUUCAACCAGCAGCUCGGUGAAGGUUGAAAGGCAGCUCAGUUCUCUGUUACAACACUACGAUCAGCUGCAGGACCAAGUGAACAGAAUGAACCAGCAGCAGAGUGAAGGCAGAGCAGGAACACUGCAGGACACACAGGAAAGACAGCUGAACAGGAUGGAGUUGGACUCAGUGAAGAAGCAGCUGGAGGAUCUUUGGAAGAACAUCCAGGAGAAGUUUCAGGCUCAGGAGGCCCCAGAGCACGAGGACGCUGCCGGGUUCAGGAAGCAGCUGGUGGAAAGAUUUCGCUGCCUCUCCUGCGACCGGCCGAUAGUCAAACAAACCCCCGGACCCCGGAAACCAGGAACGAACCGCUACAAGUUUGAGGUGUGUAGCUUAGAGAGGAGGAGGCAGUCGCUCAAGAGGCUGACAAAGAGCUUAGAGGAGCAGAAGCAGAACCCAGCUGAAGGCCAGCACGAUCGCAUCUCUGAGCUGACAGACUUGGGUCACUUGGUUGUGUCUCGGAGCUGUGGGGGGAGUCACACCAACACCUGGACCAACCAGAGACGCAGCAACCUGCUGAAGCACCACGGAGCAGCCGAGGAGGACGCCAAGAUCCAGUCGGAGGAGGUGGAUAUCGUCGGACAGGACGGUCACAUCUACAAAGGUCGACAGAACAUCUCGACCUCAAGGAACGCAGAAACUAAACUACCUACAAUCUCCACCAAAGACGCUUCAUCUAAGACCGAAGAUAAAUCCAGAACUUCACCGUCACACAAACCUGCUGCUUCUCCGGAGACUCACCAACCCCUCAGUGCCAGAGCCAAUCCGGGCAGCCGCUCAGCCUCCAGCCUGUCGGGUCGUGAUUGGCCGGUUUCAGCUCUCGGUUGUGCGUCUCAGAGCUCCAGCAGCAGUUCAGAGCGUCACAGCAGCGAACCUCUCGGCCUGUAG